AAUAUUCAUUCAGUGCAGUUGCAGCUGGAGUGUUAAAAGAGCAAGUAACAUUAAAAUUUGUUUAAUUAUAUAUAAAAGUGAAGUCUAGCUAAGAGCACACACCCAAAACAACAAAAUGCGUAACGCGGGCCUUUUGGCCAUUUUGGCUGUGUUUGUUUGCGGCGUCUGUGUUUCAUCAACGCCAAUCGCUGAGCAGCCGCUGGUUGGUGCCAGUAAAUGCACCUGGGGCCCCUCCUAUUGGUGCGAUAAUCUCAGCAAUGCAAAGGACUGCAGAGCGACGCGCCACUGCAUUCAGACCGUGUGGGAAAAGCGAGUGGUGCCUGUGGACACUGAUUCCAUUUGUCAGAUAUGCAAGGAUAUGGUUACACAGGCGCGCGAUCAGCUGCGCAGCAAUGAGACCGAGGAGGAGCUUAAGGAGGUGUUCGAGGGCUCCUGCAAGCUGAUACCCGUCAAGCUGGUGCAAAAGGAGUGUAUCACGCUGGCCGACAACUUCAUACCCGAGUUGGUUGAGGCGUUGUCCUCCCAAAUGAAUCCCGACCAAGUUUGCUCUGUGGCUGGUUUAUGCAACAGCGCUAGGAUUGAUGAGCUGAUGAAGCAAACCUAUCAGGCAGCGUUGGAUGGCACACUCAAAGAAGAGGAUGUGGUUGUCAAUAAUGAGUCCGAGCCGUUGGAGAAGAAGGAGACUGGCUUGACACAGCUGUCCUGUGGCAACUGCAACCUGCUCGCGCGCAAGAUGCAGAGCAAGUUCGAGUCGACGAAUCGCGACAAUAUGGUUGAACAGUUGCUGCAUUGGUGCGGCGCCAUGUCCAGCUUCUCAGAUGCCUGCGCCAACUUGGUGCUGACCUAUUUCAACGAUAUGUAUGAGCAUGUGCAGCAGCAUUUGCAAACGGAUGGCCUGUGCCAUUUGUCUGGCGUGUGUGCGGCCCGCUACCAUCAGCACGAGGACGAUGUUAAGGAACCGGAAGCACUUACAACUUUGGAGGGCAUCGGCGAUGACAUUCCCUGUGCGCUGUGCGAGCAGCUGGUGAAACAUUUGCGUGAUGUUCUGGUGGCCAACACAACAGAAACGGAAUUCAAGCAAGUGCUUGAGGGCUUCUGCAAACAGUCGCGUGGCUUCAAAGACGAGUGCAUCAGCAUCGUGGAUCAGUACUAUCAUGUCAUAUACAGCACACUGGUAAACAAUCUGGAUGCCAAUGGCACUUGCUUCCUCAUUGGUGUUUGCCCCAAGGGCUUGGAUCUGGGUUACGAUGCGCCCAUUAUGCCGUUGCUGCCCGCCAUUGCGCCCGCCGAAGUGCAUGUGACCAUUAGGAAGCUGGGUGCAAACGAACCUAAAUUUAGCCAACAGCAAAUUGUGGACAUGCAGCUGCCCAUUGAUCAUUUGAUGGGCGCCGCCAAUCCCGGCCAGCUGGUACAGGGCGGUGAACUGUGCACCAUUUGCGAGUACCUGCUACAUUUCAUACAGGAAACGCUGGCCACGCCCGCUACCGAUGAUGAGAUUAAGCAUACCGUUGAGAGCAUUUGCACCAAGCUGCCACGAGGCGUAGCUACUCAAUGCCGCAACUUUGUAGAAAUGUACGGCGAUGCGGUCAUUGCGCUGCUAAUCCAGGGCCUGAAUCCGCGCAGCGUUUGCCCCAUGAUGCAAAUGUGUCCGCGUAACAUUGAGAAGCAAGAGGACAUCGAGGUGUUCCACCCAGAAACGGUGUCAAGCGAUCAACAGGAUAAGCCCACAUGCCCGCUCUGUUUGUUUGCCGUCGAGCAGGCUCAGAUCAAGAUACGCGACAACAAGUCCAAGGAGAAUAUCAAGAAGGUGCUCGACGGUCUCUGCUCGCAUCUGCCCAGUAAGCUGCGUUCCGAGUGCGUAGACUUUGUCGAAACCUACUCCAAUGAGCUAAUUGACAUGCUCAUCACAGACUUUAAGCCGGAAGAGAUUUGCGUGCAGCUCAAGCUGUGCCCUAAGUCCAAGGAUUAUCUGGAUGAAAUGGGAAUCAGCCUCUUAGAUAGCGCGGAGAACGAUAAGUCAGACAGCAGCAGCGAGGAAUUUGCGGCCAAUGAAAUUAACUCCAGCGAUGAGCUGCCUAUUCAGAUCACCUUUGAUAAGGACUUUAGCUUGGGACCCAAUUGCUUGAUCUGCGAGGAGGUGGUCAAAACAGUGGAAAAAAAGAUCGGCAAGCACGCGACAAAGUCAGACAUCAAGAAUGCCCUUGAGCGCUCCUGCGACAAGUUAAAAAAACCGCUGGCCAAUAAGUGCCACACAUUCAUUGACAAACACGGCGAUCAGAUUGCCGAUCUGCUGCUGAAAGAGAUGGAUCCCAAACUGAUAUGCCUGGAACUAGGCAUGUGCCUGGGCGGGGAGCAGGAGGAUCUUGACAUCGAUGAAGCCCUGAAGUACGAUGUAAUUGUUCUGCCCAAGCGCCGAGACGAGAAGGUGGCACGCCUAGAGUCAACAAAAGUCGACGAACCACCAACCUGUGUGCUGUGCGAGUUUGUCAUGACCAAACUGGAGACGGAACUGCAGAACAAGACCGAGCAGGAUGAGAUCAAGAGAGCCAUACGCGUUGUCUGCGAUCGCCUCCCGUCGACCAUACGCAAGCAAUGCGACAGCUUUGUCGAUGGUUACGCCACGGCCAUUAUCAGUCUGUUGAGCAAAUUGCCGCCCAAGGAGGUGUGCCUGAAGCUGCAGCUAUGCUUUAGCCAGGCCGUCAACGACGAGGUCAUCGAGUGUGGCGUUUGUCAUGGCGUGUCGCAGUCCUUGCUGCCCUUUUUCCGUUCACAAAAGGAUCACGGCAAGUUGGGCGUACAGGACAUGAUCUCAGAGGCCUGCGAGAACUUGCCAGCCAAGUACUAUAAUAUUUGCUCCGAGAUGAUCUCCAUUUAUGGCUUUAGCAUCAUGCAUCUGUCUGAGCGUCCCUACAUUGAUCAGUCGCACGUUUGCGCCGAGAUUGGCAAAUGCUUCGAUAGCGAGAAGUCCGCGCUGGCCUUUGCCAGAAUUUCAGCUUAAGAUGUUGCGUGUUGCGUACUAAACGCAACCGUCACGUGAUGUGUCGCAAUGGGGCGUCACGAUUUAUAUAUAUAUAUAUCUAUUAUAUCUUUACUUAUAUUUACAUUCUGUACUCCAUUGGGACUGUAAAUGAUCGAAAAUUGACUUAUUGUUUCGCACGUUUUAUAUGUUUAUUUCCUUUUCUUAAUUACUUUAUAUUGCGCUUAAUUUGAAAAAGAAAUUGUGGGUGAUAGUUAAAAUGCGAAUGCAACUGAAACUGAAUGAUUUUUGUAAGCGUAUGCGAAAAGGGCUUAAAUUAAACAUAAAUUGUAAUAGUAGACACGCCCAUUCCGGUCAUGUACUUUUUAAAAACCACUUAAAACCUGAAACCACUUUAAACUGGUUUUGAAACCCGGAACAGGCUGAGAGAAAUCAACCAAAUUCCCUUAACUAAAUCAAAAAAAAAAGAAAACAAAGUGUGUGUGUAGCAUAAGACGCCAAGUGUAAAACA
Molecule: messenger RNA, 3488 nt
Organism: Drosophila montana
Lineage: Eukaryota; Metazoa; Arthropoda; Insecta; Diptera; Drosophilidae
Gene: Sap-r
Product: Saposin-related
Exons: 7
Coding region: 116-2998 (960 amino acids)
Biological process (GO): sphingolipid metabolic process
Cellular component (GO): lysosome
Source: RefSeq, a predicted model, not a curated record